AUGCCCCAUGAUUUCAAGCUGUCGCAACUCCAUCUCCGCAACACCACUCUAUUUCUUUUUUUAUUUGGCCAAGAACCCGCGGAGAUCGCUGGACGUAUGAAGGAGGUUUACAAGAAGGUUGCUCCUGCCAGUUGCACAAUUUACAAGUGGCACUCGAAGUUCACGUCGGACAACUAUUCCAUCGAAGAUGAAGACCGUCCGAGACGCUCAAUGGAGUUGGAUUUGGACGUGCUGCGGAGCCAGGUGGAAGCUGACCCGUAUCAAACUAUUCUUGAACUGGCAGUCACUCUUGGUGAUUCAGUCCACAAUUAUUCGGUUGAAGUCGAUCGGCAAGGUGCGAAAGUUCGGUCGAUGGGUGCCUCAUGCUCUCACGCUCAAGCGCAGGAAUGGGUCAGGUGUAUUCAUUGGUAUGUAUUUAGAAGAGCUUUUCAUACUCUAUCCAACCAUGCCUCGCGCGUCCAUUUUCGUCACCUCUUUCCCGAGUUAUGA
Molecule: messenger RNA, 489 nt
Organism: Haemonchus placei
Lineage: Eukaryota; Metazoa; Nematoda; Chromadorea; Rhabditida; Trichostrongylidae
Source: the annotation of a GenBank genome assembly